This is a messenger RNA of Blepharisma stoltei, 1479 nucleotides long. The record is from the annotation of a GenBank genome assembly. Lineage: Eukaryota; Ciliophora; Heterotrichea; Heterotrichida; Blepharismidae.
AUGGAUCCAUCUAAAUAUUAUCCUGCCCAUAUCAAAUCCUUAAUCAAAGAUCUUCAAAACUGCUCUGACCCAUCUGAAAUUCUUAAAAAUUACAUCUCUCAUCUCUCCUCUGACACAUCUCUCUUCUAUAUAUUUCUUAAUCUUGGCUAUAUGCCUCACCAAGGCACUUUUAAUAAGUCGAUAACCGCAAAUGACGUGCUUUCUCAAGUAUCAUCAGAGUACCAAGACCCAAUUCAGAAUGAGCUUGAAUCAAUUACCCCUAAAAGCAACCAAUAUUCGCCAACAUCCUGGGAGAUUUCUCGAGGAGUUAAAGAUGAAUUUUUAUUUAUUUUUAUAAAAAUAAAAUUAUUACCCUAGAUAGCUAAUAGUGAAUUUAAAAAAAAUAGGCUAAUAAUUAAUAGAGCCAGGGGCUGAUUUUUAUAAAAUGAUAUAAAAACAUUUUAUGAAAACCGCAUUUAUGAUAUAUCAGAACCUUGCGAAUUAGGACUAGGAAAUUAUGAUGCAAGAGAAACCCUAGACUUUGAAGAUAACUCAUUAAGUUCUAUGUGGGCAAGUAACACUUGUAUGACUCCAGUUUCAACUUAUAAGCCUAUCAUGAUGUAUACACCUGAUUCUCCACAACUUAUUUGCUCUGAACAAAGCACGCCAAGGCUGAAUAAAGGUCUUCGUAUGUUAAGUGUCAGAGUAAAAGAUAUACGUAUUAUAAAUAAUUAUAUAAAAAUAUUAUUAUAUAAGCACUUAAUUAAGUUACACAUUAAAAAGUAUAUCAUUUCUCGCAAUGGUUUUGGAUCAUAUAAAGAAGUUGCUGAUGAGCUAAUGAAUGAGCUUGGCGGACGAGAAGGGUUUAACAUAAAACGUGACGAGAAAAAUAUUUUGCGAAGAGUUUAUGAUGCUCUUAAUGUUUUGAUAGCUUCAGGAAUAUUAACUAAAGAAGGGAAAAGAUACUAUUGAAAAGGUCUAAAUAGGAAUAUAAUUUCUGAUGAAAAUAUUAAUAUAAAAGACUGUGUGGACAAAACGAAAAAGAAAGUGCAAGCUAAAAAAGAAGCAUUAAAAGAGCUAUCAAAUAGAUAUUAUUCUAUAAAAGCUUUAAUAAACCGAAACAAAAAAAUGCUUAAGAGCGGCAAUAUAAUUCCAUUCCCUUUUAUUAUUGUAGGGAUAGAAAAAGAAAAGCUUAGAAAUGUAAAGCUUAUAUAGAUUCAAAUUGAGAGCAAUAAUGAUAAUACAGAAGUAAUACUCAGGUCUCAAAAACAAUAUAACUAUAUUUUUUUUAAUUGAAUAUUUUCAUUGUAGCUGAAAUUUAUAGUAUAAACUACUGAUAGGAAAAUCAAUUAUAUGAAGUAUAUUUUUGGAGACUCUGAUAUUCUAAUUAAACUAAAGUUCCAAGAGCUUGCCUUGCAGAACUCUGAUAUCCCAGAUGAAGUUUGCAAUCUUUUAGGCUUGAAAAAGCCAAUGAAAUUUGUGAAGAAAAUAAUUUUGUAA